Molecule: messenger RNA, 1112 nt
Organism: Halteromyces radiatus
Lineage: Eukaryota; Fungi; Mucoromycota; Mucoromycetes; Mucorales; Cunninghamellaceae
Product: guanine nucleotide-binding protein subunit beta-2-like 1
Exons: 3
Coding region: 23-973 (316 amino acids)
Biological process (GO): positive regulation of protein phosphorylation; rescue of stalled cytosolic ribosome
Cellular component (GO): cytosol; nucleus
Molecular function (GO): ribosome binding; translation regulator activity; protein kinase C binding
Source: RefSeq, a predicted model, not a curated record
CCUCUUUUCUUUAUUGUGAAUAAUGGAUACUCUUACUCUUCGCGGCACCUUGGAAGGUCAUGGUAACUGGGUCACUGCCAUUGCUACCACUGCUGAAAACCCUGAUAUGGUUUUGUCUGCUUCUCGCGACAAGUCUAUCAUUGUCUGGCACUUGACCAAGGACGAAGUUAACUACGGUAUUCCUCGCAAGGCCUUGACUGGUCACAACCACUUCGUUGAAGAUGUUGCCAUCUCUUCCGAUGGUCAAUUUGCCUUAUCUGCCUCUUGGGAUAACUCUUUGAGAUUGUGGGAUCUUGCUUCUGGUGUUACCACUCGCCGCUUCAUUGGCCACACCAAGGAUGUUCUCUCUGUUGCUUUCUCUGCUGACAACCGUCAAAUUGUUUCUGGUUCUCGUGAUAAGUCCAUCAAGUUGUGGAACACUCUUGGUGAAUGCAAGUACAACAUUGUCGAAGAUGGUCACUCUGAAUGGGUUUCCUGCGUUCGUUUCUCUCCCAACCCUGCUAACCCCUUGAUCAUCUCUGGUGGCUGGGACAAGCUCGUCAAGGUGUGGGAUUUGACCAAACUUAAGCUCAAGGCCAACUUUGUCGGUCACAACGGUUAUGUUAGCACUGUUACUGUGUCCCCUGAUGGUUCUCUCUGUGCUUCCGCUGGUAAGGAUGGUGUUGUCAUGUUGUGGGAUUUGAACGAAUACAAGCACUUGUACUCUCUUGAAGCUGGUGAUGUUGUCAAUGCUUUGACUUUCUCUCCUAACCGUUACUGGUUGUGUGCUGCCACUGCUUCUUCUAUCAAGGUUUGGGAUUUGGAAUCCAAGUCUAUUGUUGAUGAACUUCGUCCUGAUUUCACUCAAGUUGGUAAGGGUCGUGCUUUGGUUCCUCAAGCUUUGUCUCUUGCCUGGUCCGCUGAUGGUGCUACUCUCUUCGCUGGUUACACUGACAACCUUAUCCGUGUCUGGUCUGUGACCCGUACCCUUUAAAUUAAAGAAUACCUCACUUCCCUCUCUCUUUCUCUCUUUAGUUAUUAGUUUAUGGUAGUCUUAGUUUGUAGUAGUAGUUCUUUUUUUGGAUUGACUUUUUUUUUUUUUUUAUCUUUUAUACAUUACUAGAAAAAGCAUC